GGCUUUUUCUUGUUUAUCAAGAACAGGUCAACACAAUGGCAAACAUGGGAUAAAAGGUGUCUCAGUUGAGUAAACGCGACAAGAUGUGCUCGUUUUCACAAAUGUGUCAAACAAUUUAUUCUGUAUGAUUGCUUUGCUAUUUUCAGUGUGUAAACAGAGCAGAUCUCAUGAAUUCUUUGAAAGUCUAGCAGGCGUUGAUUGUUUUAAAGCCGAUCAUCGCUUAACAUAAGGACCCUGACUGGCUCAGCGGUAAAUAUUUGUCAUAACCAGCGGUUUCUGUCUGUUGAAUUUUAAUUAGCAAUAGCCGUUUGCGUGUCGUGAAGUUUCGAAGGUCGUUAGAGUCGAAGUUUCGAGCAAACAAGCGACAAAAUGGAUAUCAAGACCGUAAUGGAAAAUCUGGAAGAACUAGUAACUUGUCAUAUAUGCUCCAACGUCAUGCGAAAUCCCAAAAUUGCACCUUGUCUUCACACGUUCUGCUCCGAGUGUCUCAAAGAGGUUGCCAGAAGUCGGCCAUAUCAGACGACCAUCGCGUGUCCACUUUGCCAAUACGAUAUUCGCAAACCAGAGGGAAACCGGUUCGAUUUGUUGCCGUCAAAUUUCUACAUCACUCGUCUCCUUGAUCUCCUCAUCGCCAAAAGACGUCAUUAUCCCGAGGCAUCCUGCGGCAACUGCCAAAAGAAGUUGAUGCUCAGUGCCUUCUGUUUCGCGUGUGACACCUUUAUGUGCGAGGAAUGCUUCAGUGCACAUAAUGUCAUUACGCGAAGUAACGGCCACCGCACCGUGAGCCUGGGAAAGUUCAAACUACGUGAUUACGAAGACAUGCUUCGACGCCCGAUGCGCUGCGCUCAUAAAUUCAAGGAGAAAGGAGUCGUGGAGUACUUUUGUUAUGAUUGUGAUGCCUCUGUCUGCCACAUCUGCAAUAUCGCCAUUCAACACACGCAUCGCAUUGUCGACCUCCACGAGGCCGCGAGCGAACAAAAGUUGAAGUUUCGGGAGAUGAACACGAAACUCAAGGAGAAGAUGCGGAUGGUGGAACUCGGCGUUCACAACGUCGAGCAUCGUUCAAUGGAGGUACAGGAGCAAGUCGACUACUUGAAGAAAGACGUGACAGAAAAGAUGGACAAUCUCGUCUCAAUUAUCCGAGCUCAUCAAGAAGAGAUGGUUCAGACACUGGAGAACAUUCGAAGAGACAAACUCGAGAACCUAACAUUUCAUCUGAAGCUCUUUGAAUCGACGAUGUCGCAGACCGAAAGCUCUUUCAACUUCAUCGAAGAUCUGCUUCAACGAAACAUCAGCGAGGAAAUUAUGCAUGUCAAGAACCACGUCACGUCACGCGUGGGGGAGAUCACGAAUCUCGAGGUGGGCACGAACCCGGCGGAAAACGAACAAGUCGGCUACGUACCGAACGCAGAAAUCUUUGAUGGGCUCCAAAAUUCCAAGCUGGGCAAAGUUGUAACUAGUCUCACGGAACCAUCCUUGUCAACUGCUGAAGGAGACGGAGUGGACGACGUGUCAGCAGGGGAAGAGGCCGAGUUUACAGUGACAACUAGAAAUGCCCAGGGUGAAGUUUGCUACAGCGAAAUCGAUCACGUGGUUGUGGAAGUGAAGUCCUCGAUGUGGGGCCUCAUAGAAAGCAGAGUUCGAAACUACAGAAAUGGCAACUAUGACGUCAGUUACCUCCCCCGCGUGCCAGGACCGCACCGAGUGCAAGUUGAAGUUGGCGGCCAUCUCAUCAAGGACAGCCCCUUCAUGGUCGAAGUCAAGCCACCGAUUCUAUCCCCAUUGAAGUCCUUUGGAUCUCACGGCAAGGUGGAUGGAAAAUUCACUCAACCACACGGAGUGGCUGGAUCAAGCGCUGGACAAAUUGUCGUUUCUGACAGUUUGAAGCAUCGUAUACAUGUAUUCACAGCGGACGGAGGUCAGAUCCUCGACUUCGGCGAAGAAGGAACGAAGGAUGGCAAACUGUUCCACCCGAUGUCCAUAGCCUUCGACAAGAGCCAGAAGUACAUACUUGUCGCAGACAGUGACAACAACAGGGUGCAGUACUUUGAUGUCAAGACUGGCAAAUUCGUGAAAAAGUUCGGUUCCGAGGGAAGUGGUCAUGGUCAGUUCAACGGUCCGUGCGGCAUAUCAGUCGACCAGAAAGACCGUGUGAUCGUCACUGACUGGAACAAUCACCGGGUCCAGGUGUUUAGUCCUGACGGCAAAUUCCUUUUCAAGUUUGGAGAUGCAGGCAAUGACAGACUUAUCCAUCCCAGGUUUGCCCUGUACCAUGAUUCAGAAGAGCGUUUUGUAGUCUCUGAUACUGGUAACGAUGUAGUGAAAAUCUAUGACCAGAAUGGGGAUCUGCUAAGAAUAAUCGGUAGGCCAGGCCAUAAGAAAGGGGAAUUUUGUGGUCCUCGAGGGCUGGCUAUAGAUAAAAAUCAAAACAUAAUUGUUUGCGAUUUCGAAAAUCACCGUCUACAGGUUUUCAAUAUUAAGGGGGUUGUUCUUAACAGUUUUGGAACAAAUGGGAAGGGAAUCGGGCAGUUUGCAUUCCCAUUGAGUGUUUCAGUAGUUGGUGGGUCACGAGUUAUAGUUAGUGACUGGGGAAAUAAUCGUAUUCAGAUUUUCAAAUACAGAGAUUCCUCGAACUAAACUAAAUAGUCCUAUCACGUCAUAUAGACAAUAGUUAGAAUGUGUCGCUUUGCAUAAAUAGCAAAUUUUCAUCAUCCCGAAAAAAUCGCUUUGCUACUCAAAGUUUUGUAGUAAUUAAUAAGUAGUAGUUUUAUAUGUGCCAUGUAGGCCACAGGAAGCGAUAUGGCUGGGUGACAAUGACUUAUAACUUUCAUUUUAAAUGUUAUGACAUAAUGCCAUUACCGUUACUCAGCAAGGAAAAGUGAUUUACGUACAAAGUGCCCAAUUCUCCCUAGGAAAACAUAUUCUAAACGCACGAAAACGGUAGCAAAAUCGUAAAAACGUACAGAAAGUUCUAAAAUCUUUAGAUCUAGGAAACACGAUGUAGUUAGUAAAGACAAAAUUUUGGGAAAAUAUGGCUCUUGCCUGAUGCGCCUUGCUAGGUUCGCAAAGUAUUGUGGUAAAAUGUACAGCCGCCAUCGUUUUUCCUGCGAAGGAUUGAAAUCACUUGCUUAGUUGUUAGCCGUCUCAUUUCGAAUAGCGUUUGCUCUUGACUACUCAUUAUAAGAUACACGUAGAUAUAUAAUUAUAUGAGGAGUCAUCCAAUCAUUCUCUCUCUAACCAGAGAACAUAUCCAAUAAGUUAUUGUGCCGUGCGUUUAGGUGUUGCGUGACUGAUUGCGUGACAAUUGAAGUAACGGCUGCGUCUCCAAAAUCAAAAUAGGUUUUAAUCGGCAACCUUUGGGUGAUCAGGUGCUUAGUUUAGUCUUAGAACAGCCAUUGUAAAGCUGUUAAUAAUUCAUGUAGAUUUAGUUUUUUUCAACCCUUAACUUGCACCCGUAGGGUUUGGUACACUCUUAUUUGCCCCAGACGGGGUCACGGAGAUGUGCCGCGAGAGAGAGACCUCAAGUACAGUGUGGAAUGUCAUUAUUUUGCGUCAAGGUAAUUUUUAUUUCUUUUACAUUCCGAAAGGUAUGUUUGGAAACAGUAGGUAAAAAGGAGAGAAAAAUCCAAAUGACUUUAUUUGGCAAGAGGUCGAUUUCCCUGGUUUGCUACAGAUAUUGAGCUAAGUAUUCCAUUGGCUUUUCAAAUUCUUGAGGUCGUUAUAA
Orbicella faveolata is the source of this 3724-nucleotide messenger RNA. Its product is annotated as E3 ubiquitin-protein ligase TRIM45-like. Gene Ontology annotation, biological process: proteasome-mediated ubiquitin-dependent protein catabolic process; protein polyubiquitination. NCBI's taxonomy places the organism in Eukaryota, Metazoa, Cnidaria, Anthozoa, Scleractinia, Merulinidae. The record is from RefSeq and is a predicted model, not a curated record. Gene Ontology annotation, molecular function: protein binding; ubiquitin protein ligase activity; zinc ion binding.